GAACCUUUAGGAAAAUGUUAUUGUUCAAUCCAAUUACUCUUAAAAACACCGUUUGCUAGAACGUAAACAACAUGUUUGCUAAAAGGUGUGUAAAAAGCCUGUAUUUUGUCCAAUUUUUGAUUAAUUUUGUUGACUAUACUUUGUGACUCUUUUUUGUCAAUAUGGUUUGCGUAACUGUUUGUUUACAAUUUCCUAUAAAUACAUUGUCGAACACUAAAACACAUGACAACGAUCUGAUCUGCUAGAGAAUAAACAGCAACUCUAAGAAGCUCUUUUAAGGAUGACUCUUUUUACAAAGGUGAUUUUGCUGGUUUUUAUGGAAUUAAUUACAACACAAGGACCACGCUCCGGAUUAAUUAGGAACAAUAUAGAAGAUACUGAAACCAGCAAAAAACACUUCAACCAUUGCAUUAAUUGUAUUGGUGAUAAACCAUUGCUUCUAAUAAAUACUCAACUCAAAGAAUACCACAAUUCAAGCUGCAACAUUUUUCAAAGUAACUUGAGUGAAUGGUGUAUACAAAGAUUAAAAGUCAUAAUAAACAAGAAAGUUUCUGUUUGUAAGAUUUAUCCAAUUCAAUGUGAGUGCUUGAAAUCGUGUUAUCAAUUUAAAUGAAAGGAUGGCGCGUGGUUUAAAGAAAAUAAAUUGUGAACCUUUACCAACAGAUUUUGUACUAGACUUUUUUUAUGUACAAGAAUCUCGAAAACUGGCAAUGUUAAUUAUAGCUAUGAUUAUUAUUUGAUUCAAAUGUUUUAAAUAUAAUUUUUUGUAAUAAACAAUAUUGUUAUAAAGUAGUUUACUUUUGAUAUAAUUUUAAUAUAAUACCUUUUUUAUAUCUAAAA
Hydra vulgaris (swiftwater hydra) is the source of this 840-nucleotide messenger RNA. RefSeq lists its product as uncharacterized. NCBI's taxonomy places the organism in Eukaryota, Metazoa, Cnidaria, Hydrozoa, Anthoathecata, Hydridae. The record is from RefSeq and is a predicted model, not a curated record.